Molecule: messenger RNA, 2076 nt
Organism: Trypanosoma brucei brucei TREU927
Lineage: Eukaryota; Euglenozoa; Kinetoplastea; Trypanosomatida; Trypanosomatidae
Exons: 1
Coding region: 1-2076 (691 amino acids)
Source: RefSeq, a predicted model, not a curated record
AUGCAAACGCCGGUAUCUAUCACGCGGCGUGUGCGUGUGGCAGGCAUAGACGCAGAGGAUGUUGCAGUGCACGGAGAGCUCUUCAACACGUUUUCAAAAUAUGGCGUAAUUGAGGAGGUGCUCUUUGAAGAGGAUCGUGACUUUCAUAGCGGUUCUGUUACCAUUCAAUUCCAACGCCUUUCUUCCGCAGAGCGUUUGCAGAAUGAUCUAUCCUCGUCUGGGCGUCGUUGGAUUGUUAGCUACCUCCCACCAAUUGUUCAUGUGGGCGAGAAACUGUUGGCAACGUCAUUAUCAAGCCUCGAUAUCUCCCUUUUACGUUCGCUCAUUUCUCAGGAUGUGGAGGAUGUAGCGAUCGAGGAGAAAGUUUUGCAGGUACCACACACAUUGAGCAGUGAAGCAGCAGAGAUCGCUGCGACGAGUGCAACUCCCGCCGUUAUUGGCGGUCAUGUGGGCAACCGAGGGGCUGCCAAGGUCAAGCCGCCCAGCAGUAGGAACGAGGGUGUCGUCCGCAUGUUUCUGCAAGCGCUAUCACGUGUGAAAGCCCGCACAAUCGGAAAAUAUGCAGCGGUUAUGUCGUUCAAGGAUGUUCACAGUGCAAAUGCAUACCUUACAAACAACCAGGCGACUUUAGCGACGAAUAAUGCAGUAUACGUAACACACAUUGGACCUAACGACGAACUGAUACAUGCUCUAAAAGAUAUUUUAUUAACACGAUGGGCUCUAAAGGAAGUCAAGGUGGGUUCUGUGCUGCGCGGCGUCGUUCUCCCACAGUCGUCUGAAGGCGGUGUUGGUAACACAGUGACCUCUUGUGACGUUGACGUAGGACUGGCUAGGAAGGGCCGAACAAUCGUCGUGCGUGCAAAGACAAAUUUCACGAAAGUUUUCCCGUGGGACUUUGUGGAAGUAAAACUUACUUCAUUAGAAACAGCGCGGGAGGGGAACUUCGUCGAGGCAGAUCUGUGUGCCACUUUGAAUGCAGUGAACUGUGGGCUGAGUGGUACAGGUAAUAAUUCCGACUUACUCCACUGUCUGGCGCGUCGGGGAGGUCCUUCGUCACUUGUUAGCAGCUCCAGUUGUGACGUUCUCACUAAGAGCGAUGCGCCCAGUUCAUCCAAAAAGGAACUGGCCGGCCGGCUUUUCAAGGCGCUGCAAGAGCGGAAGGCCGCGGCUGAGGGUGGAUCGGAUUCUUCACGGCGGCAGCGGCACUGGUCGUCCACGGCGGAGCGUGUACAUGCGUUCCCAACCGGAAUUCACACCCUCUCCACCAUCUCAGUUUGUAUCCUGCGUGUUGACGAUGAUGGACUACAUGCGCGUAUUGCAGCGCCGCCGCACGUUACAACAUCAACAAUACCGGCGGCUUCUUCCGUCGAGUGGCCUGUGUUUAUUCCCUCAAUGUUUGUCCCUAGUGAGGGUGGCAGUCACUGGCGCGAGUUUGCCGUUCCUGGCGAGCGUAUGAGUGUUGCUGUGUUGUAUGCCACUUCCAUUGGUGGAAGCGAGGCGGCUUUGCGACUUGUGGCCUCCAAACGCGAUGCGGAGAUGCGUCGGGCAUCGUUUACUCUUUCUCACGGAGCGUUUCCAGAUGAGGAAGAGCAACGGCGGCGAAGUGGACAACACACUAACGAAUCACUUUUGUUGCCCGGUACGUCGUUCAGCGGCACUCGAGUGGUUUGGCUGCCGAGUACACCGAGCACAGAUGAUCCUGUCUACAUCGUGCUCCCCGCCUCUACAUCACCACCACAGUUAUUCACACUAUCUAUAUUUAUGCAUGAAACAUGUCCAACCUCCGGCAGCACUCAUGCAUCUGCAGUGGACGCGGUGAUGAGCACCCUCGUUGUCUCCGAGGUGGUGCAUGAACCAUGCCGGGGUUACUACGCUGUGGCUGUGGAGGAACCCACCUAUCGCCAGCAGCAGGAGGAGCGUCGCACUGUACAGUCGCAGGUCGAGUCCGAACAGGAAAAGCGGGUUCAACGUAUUUUGGCUGAGGCACUUGCAGGUUGCAAGUCUGGGCAGUCAAAUGCAAAAGCGGAGGUCCUUGAUGAGGUCGGGCAAAAACGGCAGCGUUCACCUGGGGUGUAG